GACCCAUCAUAUCCGGCCCAUUUGUAUCAUAAAAACCCUAAAACACCCAAUAUAUAAACGAACAUUCUCCAAACCCUAUACUUUAGAACCCUCUCAGCCUCACUUACUCAUACAGAAUUCGUCUGAGGCUCGAAUUGAUCUUCAACCUUCGUUCCAGGAUAAGAGAAGCUUUGCAUCCACUUAUACACAAUGUCUGGUGAGGAGGUUGCUGUCGCUGCUCCCGUUCCUGAGACCCCUGCUCCAUUGGGGGAGACCAUGGACCUGAUGACUGCCCUUCAGCUUGUGCUAAAGAAAUCUCUUGCACAUGGUGGUCUUUCUCGCGGCCUUCAUGAAGGCGCCAAGGUGAUUGAGAAGCAUGCUGCCCAGCUAUGCUUGUUGGCAGAGGACUGUGACCAGCCUGACUAUGUCAAAUUGGUCAAGGCUCUCUGUGCUGAGCACAACGUAGACUUGCUCACCGUUCCAAGUGCCAAAACCUUGGGUGAAUGGGCUGGUUUGUGCAAGAUUGAUUCAGAGGGUAAAGCUAGGAAAGUUGUUGGCUGCUCUUGUGUGGUUGUUAAGGACUACGGAGAGGAGACAGAGGGGCUUCACGUCGUUCAGCAGCAUAUCAAAUCUCACUAAAAUAGACAAAUGAGAUCCCUAUCUAUAUUAGGCUUUUAGAUUUGAUCUGUAUUAGAGCAUUGUGUGCUUUCAAGUCGGGACUCCCUUGAUGAAAAAUUUUGAUUGCUUUUGGUACUCGUACAGUUUGAACAAACGACACUUCUGUCAUGUUUUUUGUUCUGGUUAAUCUUAAAGCUUUUGCCUUA
This is a messenger RNA of Beta vulgaris subsp. vulgaris (sugar beet), 803 nucleotides long. RefSeq names its product 40S ribosomal protein S12. Gene Ontology annotation, cellular component: ribosome; cytosolic small ribosomal subunit. The record is from RefSeq and is a predicted model, not a curated record. Gene Ontology annotation, biological process: translation. Gene Ontology annotation, molecular function: structural constituent of ribosome. Lineage: Eukaryota; Viridiplantae; Streptophyta; Magnoliopsida; Caryophyllales; Amaranthaceae. The transcript is spliced from 5 exons. The coding region runs from base 190 to 618 and encodes 142 amino acids.